Messenger RNA from Drosophila nasuta, 1623 nucleotides. RefSeq names its product putative cytochrome P450 6a21. Bases 68 to 1336 code for a protein of 422 amino acids. The transcript is spliced from 2 exons. Lineage: Eukaryota; Metazoa; Arthropoda; Insecta; Diptera; Drosophilidae. Gene Ontology annotation, molecular function: oxidoreductase activity, acting on paired donors, with incorporation or reduction of molecular oxygen; heme binding; monooxygenase activity. The record is from RefSeq and is a predicted model, not a curated record.
AAAUUCUCAGUAGCUUGCGGAGCUCGGAGAUUUACAGUAAGAGCUCAGUGUUUCUUUUGGAGUGACCAUGGGUGUAGGGUUGGUGCUACUCACAGCCCUGCUGGGGCUGUUUGGGUACGUCUUUCACCGCAUGCGGAACAGGAUGCAGUACUGGCAGAAGCUGGGGAUACCGUGCGGAGAGCCUCAUCUUCUAUUGGGCAACAUGAAAGAAGCUCGUACUACACUUCCCGUCAACGAAGUUUUCUUGAAGUAUUACAACAAAUUCCGGGGCAUGGGACCAUUUGUUGGCUUCUAUUUUUUCAAUCGUCCGGCAGUGUUGAUAAUGGAGCCAUUGUUAGUGAAGCAAAUAUUGAUUAAAGAAUUCAACAACUUCACGGAUCGCGGCUUCUUUAACAACCCUGAGGAUGAUCCCCUUUCUGGUCGUUUGGUGCUACUCGACGGACACAAGUGGAGGAGCAUGAGGCAUAAACUAUCAUCGACAUUUACCUCUGGCAAAAUUAAGUUCAUGUUUCCCACAGUUGUGAAAGUGAGUCAUGAAUUUGUCGAUGUUUUCGGUGAUAUGACGGCAAAGUCAUCGAUUGUGGAGGUCAAGGAGUUGCUAGCGCGGUUUACCACAGAUGUUAUUGGAACUUGUGCCUUUGGCAUUGACUGCAGCAGUCUCAAAGAUCCCGAGGCUGAGUUUAGGGUUAUGGGACGGCGUGCGUUGAGUGAAAUGCGACAUGGUCGCCUUGGAAUGGCAUUCCUAUCUAGUUAUCCUGAUUUGGCUCGACGAUUGCACAUGAAGAUGACACCAGAUCACAUUGAAAAGUUCUUUUUGCGCAUUGUGAAAGAGACGGUUACCUUUAGAGAAGAGAACGGCAUACGGCGCAAUGAUUUUAUGGAUCAGUUGAUUGACUUAAAGAACAACAAUCUAUUAAAGUCAGAGACUGGAGAGAGUAUGAAUUUAACCAUUGAAGAAGUGACUGCUCAGGCAUAUCUGUUCUUUAAUGCUGGCUUCGAAACCUCUUCCACCACAAUGGGAUUUGCACUGUACGAGUUGGCUCAACAUCCCGAUAUACAACAGCGAAUGAGGAAUGAAGUGAACAAGGUGUUGUCAGCGAAUAAUGGAGAGCUAACUUAUGAAGCACUAAAGGAUAUGGUUUAUGUUAAUCAGGUCAUAUCAGAAACUCUUCGUCUUUACACUGUGCUUCCAAUACUGAAUCGUCAGGCUCUUGAGGACUACGUUGUGCCCGGCUAUCCGAAAUAUGUCAUCAAGAAGGGCAUGCCGGUGUUAAUUCCCGCUGGUGCCAUGCAUCGGGAUGAGAAAUUGUAUCCUAACCCGAAUUGUUGUUGUUAAACAGUGAAUCUGGUAUCUUCUUGCACGUGGAGCGCAUUUAAAGGAUGUCUUGUCUUCAAGACUAUACUCAAUAGCUAAAGUUAUUGUUUUAUUUAGUUCUUGACAAGUCGUUGCUGCAAUGGUUUUGUAUUUCUUUAACGAGCUUUUUAUCUUAUUCUGGUUUAGAAAUUUGUUAAAUGCAAACAGGAUCAAUAAAAAUUAUUAUCACAUUCUCCAACUAAAUUAACUCUGUUAUACUUUCGCUUAAAAAUCUUUUAUAGGUAUAAUAUGCAAUUACCACAAUAAAG